AUGUCUGCUACUCAUGAAGGCUACCUUUGGACCCCUGUCGGUGAGACAGUUGGCCUCCAGACCGACGCCGUUGUCAGCAGCACGCCCGAUUCUUCUCUACUUUCCACCUACGAUGUUAUCGUCAUUGGAGCUGGCUUCGCAGGGCUGGUCGCAGCUCGAGAUCUAAGCCGCAACUUGCAUCUGAGGGUUCUGCUCUUGGAGGGCCGGGACCGCAUUGGGGGAAGAACAUGGACUGCCAAAGCCCUUGGCGAAGAAUUUGAGAUGGGAGGGACAUGGGUUCAUUGGAACCAGCCGCAUGUCUUCACAGAAAUUCGGCGAUACGGACUGCAGAAGAAUUUGAAAACCUCUGCAGGGACCGCUGACGUGGAGACAACUCGCUACACAGCUACCUUCUCUCCCUCUCAAGAGAUCAAUGGCGAAGAGAUGAACGCAGCCGUUCAGAGAGCCGCCGAUGCGUUCUUCUCAAUUGACGGCUUAUCCAGCCGCAAGCUCAUGCCGUACCCCCACGAUCCGCUUCGUGAGCCUGCUCUCUGGAUCAAGUACGACCAUCUAUCUGCCAAGGAUCGUCUUGACCAACUCGAUAUUCCACAGCUCGAGAAGGACCUGUUUGAUGCUAUGAUCAGCUCCUUUGGUGCCGUACCUGGCGACCAAUGUGCCUUCACCGAGGUGCUGCGGUGGUAUGCUCUUGGUGGCCAUUCCAUGGCCGGCGUGUUUGAACUUGCGGGAACGUACAAGCUUGGCAAGGGGGGCAUGACCUCUCUGGCUCGAAGCAUUCUGAGCGAUUAUCGUGGACACCUGGUGCUGAAUGCCGCCGUCGAUCGGGUGGUGCAGAAUGGAACGUCUGUUACUGUGUCUACGAAGGUCGGGCAUCGUAUCGAAGCAAAGUACCUAGUCUCGACGAUCCCCUUGAACUGUCUUUCUGGGGUAUACUUCUCGGAUGCCCUAUCUCCCCGCCGUCAAGAGGCCAUCAAAGCUGGCCACAUCAACAAAGGAACCAAGAUCCACUUCCAUCUAGCUCGGGAGGAGCCGGGAUGGUUCUCCGUGGCCAGCGGAUACGGGAGCUCUCCGUGGUGCUUUGCGUUCUCCGACCACAACGGUACUACCGACAAAAAGGGCACGUUCUGCGUUGGCUUUGGCUACGGCUCGCAUCUAACAAACCGCCAUGCCAACGAAGAGAUUAUCUCGACCUUCAAAGAGCAUAUGAACCCUGAUGCCGAGGUCCUGGGGUACCUCACCCAUGAUUGGUGCUGA
Molecule: messenger RNA, 1251 nt
Organism: Colletotrichum siamense
Lineage: Eukaryota; Fungi; Ascomycota; Sordariomycetes; Glomerellales; Glomerellaceae
Gene: maoN-2
Product: Monoamine oxidase N
Exons: 4
Coding region: 1-1251 (416 amino acids)
Molecular function (GO): oxidoreductase activity
Source: RefSeq, a predicted model, not a curated record